UUAACUGUCAUUUUAGAAAAAUUUAAAGUGGUUCAAUAAUCGUAAAAAUCUUUUUAUACAUUUGUACAGGUUUGCGUCAAACAAAAUUAUUGUUUUUCUAUUAUAUUUAAGAACCAAAUACAUUGCAACUAUGUCAGAGGAAGUCAGCAUCCGGUACCAAAUCAAAAUCCCAGCAGCAACGUCGAACGAAAUUCAGAGUUCGCUCGAAAAUGAUCCGAAAAUCGAGUCAGAAAAGUUGAUGGUUUGUGAUGAAAUAGACAGGACGUUGAACACCGAAGAGGUAUCCGAGAAAAAUUUUGAGGCUCCAGAAGAGAAGCAGAAAACAUUGGAAGCUCCAGGGGUAGCGGAAGAUAUCAAAGGCUUUAUAACACCGAAAGAGUUCAAUGACACGGAUGAGGAGAUCGAGGAGGUGGAGGAGCUGAGUUCCGGUACAUCCUUUACAUCCUGUUGCUCGUACGGGUAUAUGCGACAGGCGAUCCUUUGCAGGGACAUACGCCACGCAUCCACCUUGAGUUUGGAUAGUGGCAUUGUUAUUGUUCCUCCAAUCGAUAUUUUUAUCAAUCGGGAUCUGGAUAAAGAUCAGAAUCAGUUACAAGGAUUUUCCAUAUAUCAAAGUAUUGAGAACAAGACCGUUAUGGAGAAAAGACCACUGAAUGUCACUUCCGAAGACAGCGACUGUGAUAACGAAAUUAGUCUGGAUGAAGUUCACCAACGCUUCUCGGCUUGGUUCAAUCACAAGGAAAUAGAUACCGCUUAUUCAUGUUUCACGCAGACGGAUGAAGACCUGGAUGGGUACAUAAGUCUGGGCGAACUGAAGAGAUUCCUGGAAAAACUGGAGAUGCCACAAACCCAUUUGGCUGCCAAAAACGUAAUGAGCCAUGUGGUGGGAAAUCACGUAGAACGUCUAACCUUCUGCCACGCGCUCCUUAUUUACGGAACUGUUUUGAACCGCUUGGAACUACGAAAGGGUCAUCUUUUAGAUCGGGAGCGGCUGCGUUUGGCCCGGAGUAAAGCGGUAGACGUGUCCAAAGUCGGUGUCAGUGGUGCAAAACAAUUUUUCGAGGCCAAAAUUGCUCUGCAAUCGGAUCCCUCACUACCUAUUAAUACGGAUCAACCAGUGGCUCGAACUCCAGUGCAUUCAUUGAAUACGGAGAACCCAGAUUGUAGAAGAGUCAACUUUAAAUCUGCUGCCGCUCUUUUUAAGAAGCUUAAAAAUGAUCAAUAGUCAACUCGCGUGGAAGCCUCCAAUGCAGACCAUACAAUUCUGAUUCAAUAGUGUUGCGCUAAAUUUCCAGUUGAAUUGACUGACCUUGUAUCUACUACAUAACU
Drosophila sechellia is the source of this 1329-nucleotide messenger RNA. RefSeq lists its product as uncharacterized. The transcript has a single exon. The coding region runs from base 131 to 1225 and encodes 364 amino acids. The record is from RefSeq and is a predicted model, not a curated record. NCBI's taxonomy places the organism in Eukaryota, Metazoa, Arthropoda, Insecta, Diptera, Drosophilidae. Gene Ontology annotation, molecular function: calcium ion binding.